CACCCAGCGUCAUCUCCUCCACGGCUGCGGAUCCACGUUACCACGAGUAUCGCUGUCCUACAAGACACCGUCGUCGAUGUUACUCGUCACAAGUUCAGACGUGGCCAAAAGUGGCGUGUCUUACAUGCCCAGCAGCUUGGCCAUGAAGGAAGUUCUACCAGCGAACCGGGACCAACUGGACAAGGACAAGGAACGAGCCGGCGAGAGCUGCGCAAGUCAUCGGUGGAGGGCCGAGGGCGACCUGCUCACUCCGAUGGGCGUCAAGGACACCCUGUCUCACUGCAGCAACAAGCGAGCACUAUGCACCGUGCAAGGAGCCCGGCACCACGCAGGGGUCGUAGCCAGGGACGCCGGACUGCUGCUGAUGUCCAGAUUGCCCCCGCCCACAGUCGCUGGCAGUACGGUGGCGUGCGCACGGAACGCGGCAAGAAGACCACAGGAUGUGCCACAGCAUGUCUUCUUGGCAGCGCCCUGUCUCGGCUGUGGCAGCAGAACAGCAGCAGGCAGCCGCACAGUCAUCACGGCUGUGGUUUUUGAGAGCGGACCUUAGCACCGGUCAGGCAGA
Messenger RNA from Dermacentor silvarum, 565 nucleotides. RefSeq lists its product as uncharacterized. The record is from RefSeq and is a predicted model, not a curated record. The coding region runs from base 77 to 550 and encodes 157 amino acids. The transcript is spliced from 2 exons. NCBI's taxonomy places the organism in Eukaryota, Metazoa, Arthropoda, Arachnida, Ixodida, Ixodidae.